Messenger RNA from Dipodomys ordii (Ord's kangaroo rat), 2290 nucleotides. RefSeq names its product pellino E3 ubiquitin protein ligase family member 2 (gene Peli2). Gene Ontology annotation, molecular function: ubiquitin protein ligase activity; protein binding. The transcript is spliced from 6 exons. NCBI's taxonomy places the organism in Eukaryota, Metazoa, Chordata, Mammalia, Rodentia, Heteromyidae. Gene Ontology annotation, biological process: regulation of Toll signaling pathway; protein polyubiquitination. The record is from RefSeq and is a predicted model, not a curated record. Bases 52 to 1314 code for a protein of 420 amino acids.
UCGGCGGGGAUCGCGGCGGAGGCGGCGGCGGCGGCGGCCGAGCGGGGCUCCAUGUUUUCCCCCGGCCAGGAGGAGCCCAGCGCCCCCAAUAAGGAGCCUGUGAAAUACGGGGAGCUGGUAGUUCUGGGGUACAAUGGUGCUUUACCUAAUGGAGACAGAGGACGGAGGAAAAGCAGAUUUGCCCUCUAUAAGCGGCCCAAGGCUAGUGGCGUCAAACCCAGCACUGUCCAUGUAAUCUCCACACCCCAGGCAUCCAAGGCCAUCAGCUCUAAAGGUCAACACAGCAUAUCCUACACUUUGUCAAGGAAUCAGACGGUGGUAGUGGAAUACACCCAUGAUAAAGAUACGGAUAUGUUUCAGGUGGGCAGAUCCACAGAGAGCCCCAUCGACUUUGUCGUCACAGACACCAUUUCUGGCAGUCAAAACAAUGAUGAAGCCCAGAUCACACAAAGCACCAUAUCUCGGUUUGCCUGCAGGAUUGUGUGUGACAGAAAUGAACCAUACACAGCACGGAUAUUUGCAGCUGGAUUUGACUCUUCCAAAAACAUAUUUCUUGGAGAAAAGGCAGCGAAGUGGACAAACCCUGAUGGCCACAUGGAUGGUCUCACGACCAACGGCGUGCUGGUGAUGCACCCCCGGGGGGGCUUCACCGAGGAGUCCCAGCCCGGGGUCUGGCGAGAGAUCUCUGUCUGUGGAGACGUGUACACCUUACGUGAAACCAGGUCGGCCCAGCAGCGGGGAAAGCUGGUGGAAAGUGAGACCAAUGUCCUGCAGGAUGGCUCCCUCAUUGACCUGUGUGGGGCCACUCUUCUUUGGAGAACAGCUGAUGGCCUUUUUCACACUCCCACCCAGAAACACAUCGAAGCCCUCAGGCAGGAGAUCAAUGCCGCUCGGCCCCAGUGUCCUGUGGGGCUCAACACCCUGGUCUUCCCCAGCAUCAACAGGAAAGAGGUAGUAGAGGAGAAGCAGCCUUGGGCGUAUCUCAGCUGCGGCCACGUGCACGGCUACCACAACUGGGGCCAUCGGAGCGACACCGAGGCCAACGAGAGGGAGUGUCCGAUGUGCCGGACUGUGGGCCCCUAUGUUCCCCUCUGGCUCGGCUGCGAGGCGGGAUUUUACGUAGAUGCGGGACCGCCCACGCACGCCUUCACCCCCUGUGGACAUGUGUGCUCAGAAAAGUCCGCAAAAUACUGGUCUCAGAUCCCGCUGCCCCACGGAACUCACGCAUUUCACGCUGCCUGCCCCUUCUGUGCCACACAGUUAGUGGGAGAGCAGAACUGCAUCAAACUGAUUUUCCAAGGCCCCAUUGACUGACACUCUGACAGCCACUGACUUUUUUUUGGGGGGGGAAAGACUAUUCAUAUAUUGUUGUGGGUUUUUUUUUUUAACUUCAGUGGAACUUACUUAAUACACCCAUUCAUCAAAUACUUGGCAUUUCGAACAAAGAAUUUUCCAUAACUCCUUAGUCUGCUCUUUGUUAUUUCUGCUUAAUGUGGUUUGUCCCUGAUCCUCAUCUUACAUGCCGAACUCUUUCACUGAUUAAAAUAUAGUAGCUCUUAAAAAUUCAUGAACUGAGGAUGGCUAUUAGAGCAGUAGGCAUGGCCUAGGUACUACAGUACUGCAUUUCUCUGUAUACUGAAUUAUUUAAGAGUUAAGGGUGAUUAGAAACACGCUUUUACUUUUUAAAACCACUUGUGGGGGUUUCAUAAGGAUUUUGAUUUGGUUUUUUUUUUUUUCCUUAAGAAAGCCAGAAUUCUGUGAGCCACUCUGAAGUAGUCACUUUUGUUCACUCACUCUCUGCCAUUUGUCACCUUCCCCUGUAGCUUAAGGAGCCCUCUAAGUUUGGAAAAUGUUUGCAAAUCAAACUAAAUUUAAAUGUGAUCAUUAGAUAUAUACAACAGCAAGUGGUACAUCCGCAGAGAUAAUGAGAAAUUCCUGAUUUUGAGAGCACAAAUGAGUGUUUACUAAGGAAUAAUUAAAUCAGAAUUUCAUAUGAGCUCUGCCAUCCCUCUCUGUUUAGUUUCAUUUCAUUUUGGUUAAUAAUUCGUGGAUUCACAUUCUCUGAACCCAGUACCAGUAGUAAUGCUGCUCCCAGACAUGCAGAGAAACUGGCUGAGUUGAAGUUGAUCUCUUCACAUGGAGCAGGUACUCAUUUGUUCAUUUAAACUAACACCCUCUUAAAUUCACCGUCACAGAUUUGAACUACAUGUUUAACCUUUGUAAAUACGUGUGUAAUUUAUAUGAUUCUAAUAUACUCUAUCCAUACUUGAAUUGAUUUUUCCAUAUUUUG